This is a messenger RNA of Carassius carassius (crucian carp), 582 nucleotides long. It is a transcript of the gene mlana, whose product is annotated as melan-A. The record is from RefSeq and is a predicted model, not a curated record. NCBI's taxonomy places the organism in Eukaryota, Metazoa, Chordata, Actinopteri, Cypriniformes, Cyprinidae. The coding region runs from base 40 to 417 and encodes 125 amino acids. Gene Ontology annotation, cellular component: melanosome. The transcript is spliced from 4 exons.
GAUGUGCUGUUAUUGUUAUUUCCAGGAGGUUUGUUCAUCAUGUCUUACGGCGGAUCAGGUUCAGGUUCUCGAGGUGAAUUCAGCGUUCAUUUCUCCAGCAGAAGUGGAGCAGGACUCAUCAGAGCUGAAGAGGCUGCAGGGAUCGCCUUGCUGGCCGUGGUCCUCACCGCGCUGCUCAUCCUGGGCUGCUGGUAUUACCGCCGGCGGGGGGGGUACAAGAUGAUCCGGAGCGAGAGAAACAGCGGUCAGUCGUGGAGAGAGAUGAUGAGAGCGGGUCAGUACAGCGAGUCUGGAUCCGGAGAAGAGAACAAACUAGCCUUGAAUGAAUUCAGCAACCUGCAACCAGCGAUUCCGAAUGCUCCUCCAGCCUACGAUAAGAUCGUCUCCGGACCGUCUCCUCCUCCUUACUCCCCAUGAGACACAGACCAACGACAGGCUGGAGUCCUUACCAAAGGGUUUCUGACCACAGCAUGUGCACUAUAACAUCUGACACCAGUGCCUUUAAACACAACACCAUUCAUCAGACAUGAGGCUAAGAAAGUUUCAAAUUCAUUUAAUCCAAUAAAGUUUUUGUUAUUGUUU